AUGGGAAAGAAGCAGGUGCGUCCUCCACGAGCCCUUCCACCUGUGCCAAGUGCUGUUCAAGAUGAUGUUCCACUUAAUCGUCCUAAGAAAAAGAAGCCAAGGCCAAAAAGCACACUAGUUAGUACCUCUUUGGAUGGUCUUGUUCAGCCUGCUGUCCAUAGGCCAUCUGAAGACAGUGAGCAACCAACUAAAGCCACAGAGCAUCCAGAAGCUCCUGUUCAAAAGCGACACAGGAAGACGAGACUACCUCUUGAAUUAGAGACUUCCUUCUCCCAAAAGAAGGCAUCUAGUCCAUCUUUAUUACACAGUGAAAAUGGUACUGAUGUGGAGCCAGCUGAGGAGGCAGUUAUUCAAAAACCUCGAAAGAAGACAAAGAAAACACAGCAAUCAGAAUUACAGUAUGCCAAUGAGCUAGGAGUAGAAGAUGAAGAUAUAAUUACUGAGGAGCGAAAUAUUCCAGAACAACAGUCUAUAUUCACUGCACCUACUGGCAUUAGCCAGCCUGUUGGCAAAGUAUUUGUGGAAAAAAGCCGGCGGUUCCAGGCUGCUGAUCGCUCAGAGUUGAUUAAGACCACAGAAAACAUAGAUACGUCACUGGACAUGAAGCCUUCCUGGACGACCAGAGAUGUUGCACUUUCAGUGCACCGGGCUUUCAGGAUGAUUGGUCUCUUUUCUCAUGGCUUCUUGGCAGGCUGCGCUGUGUGGAAUAUUGUUGUUAUAUAUGUUCUGGCAGGAGAUCAGCUAUCAAACCUCUCAAACCUUCUGCAACAGUACAAGAACUUAGCAUAUCCAUUCCAGAGUCUUCUCUACUUGCUUUUGGCUCUAAGUACAAUUUCAGCUUUUGACAGGAUCGACUUUGCUAAAACAUCAGUAGCACUCCGAAGUUUUCUUGCCCUGGAUCCAACAGCUCUAGCAUCUUUCUUGUACUUUACUGCUCUUAUACUAUCUCUGAGUCAGCAAAUGACAAGUGACAGAAUCCACCUUUAUACACCUUCUUCUGUUAAUGGUAGUCUCUGGGCAGCAGGGAUUGAGGAACAGAUUCUCCAGCCAUGGAUUGUGGUGAAUCUGGUGGUAGCUCUUCUGGUUGGAUUAUCUUGGCUCUUUUUAUCUUACAGGCCUGGCAUGGAUCUUAGUGAAGAGCUGAUGUUCUCUUCUGAUGUGGAAGAAUAUCCUGAUAAAGAUAAAGGAAUCAAAGCCUCUUCAUAA
Messenger RNA from Orycteropus afer afer, 1206 nucleotides. It is a transcript of the gene TMEM237, whose product is annotated as transmembrane protein 237. Gene Ontology annotation, biological process: cilium assembly. Lineage: Eukaryota; Metazoa; Chordata; Mammalia; Tubulidentata; Orycteropodidae. The transcript has 13 exons. Gene Ontology annotation, cellular component: ciliary transition zone. The coding region runs from base 1 to 1206 and encodes 401 amino acids. The record is from RefSeq and is a predicted model, not a curated record.